Messenger RNA from Cylas formicarius (sweet potato weevil), 3514 nucleotides. Its product is annotated as FHIP family protein AGAP011705. The transcript has 7 exons. Lineage: Eukaryota; Metazoa; Arthropoda; Insecta; Coleoptera; Brentidae. The record is from RefSeq and is a predicted model, not a curated record. The coding region runs from base 191 to 2518 and encodes 775 amino acids.
UUUAAACAGUUGAUUAAUCGACCUCAGUAUUUGUACAUCAAGUGGGUUCUUCAACUGACGUUUAAUCUGUCACUGAUACAAAAUGUCAUUUUUAUCAAAAUAUAUCAUGAAAAUAUUUAUGGUGAAAUAAUAAUUUGGCUGCCGCACAAAAAGACAAUCAAAAAAUGUCUUGAAUCUGGGUGCUGUUAGCAUGGAAUGGUUACGAAAUCAUUCUUUCCUAUCAAAAAAUUCAAGAACUGUGAUAAAUACUGAAGAAGAAUGUGAUCCCCAAGCAUGUUACGAUAGUUUUAAGGAACACUGGCAUCAGGCUCUUAAAAUACUUCAGAGAGUUCAGCAACUACCAAGUCAUGAUGAUGUACUGGGGGUUGUUAACCAUCUUGAACAAAUGGUCACAUUACUUCUCUAUGACAUGAAAAGAAAUGACAGGUUGUGUAUGAAUAAUUCUUCACAAUGUCUAGAUUAUUUAUUAACAGAGAAUAUAUUAGAUAAGCUUUUUGAAUGGAGCAUGAGAUCUGGAAAAUAUAAAAAUGCUGUGCGAUGUGAGCAGUUGAAGUUAUAUGAAAUGUUAAUAGCUCAAUCAAGGGAGUUGUUAUUAAAACAUGAUGCUUUCGUCAAGCCUAUGCUUAAAUUAUUAAAUUCAUGUCAUGGGGAAGUUUUUUCUAUAGAAAUUGAAAAACUUUUGGUGGACCUUUUAAAUCAGUUGAGCACAUUACUGGUACAAAAUAUAGGUUUCAUAAAGUUAUUUUUCCAAUGUGAUAGAAAUGUUGACAGAUUCAUAAUAUUUUCUCUAUUAAUCCCGUUUGUACAUAGAGAAGAUUCUAUAGGGAUGAGAGCUCGUGAUGCCCUUUUACUUUGCAUGACACUGUCAAUAAAAAAUAAAGAAGUAGCCAUAUACAUAUCAGAACAUUCAAAUUUUUCCGUGUUGGUAGCGUCAGGUUUAAGUGGUUUAUAUUCUGUGUUACCAAACUCGAUCGACGAUAUCGGAGUACCUGAUUGGCAUCGUUUUACGCCAGACGACGUGAAAGAAAUCAAAGGGCUUUUAACUUUUGUCACUUCAUUGGAUUUUAGUAAUGCGGUUGCUCAAAUUGCACAUCCCAUGAUAAGGCAACAAUUACAAGAGUUUUUAUACAGGGGUUUUUUAAUACCAGUAUUAGGCGCAGCCCUUUUGCAAAUAAAUAUAUUAGAGCAAGUGGCAGCGACAGCCUAUUUAGAAUUGAUCAUACGUACAGUUACCGAGCCAGGGUUAUUACACGCCGUUUUACGAUUUUUACUAGUAGUUGAAUACGACGGCGAUAGGCUAUUAAAUAUACUGAUAAACAGGAUUGAUUCAGAAAGGCAGUUAUGCCUUGUGUCAUUGGCGCUUUUCGAAUCACUGAUUGACCUAAAUUGCGAAGAUCUGAUGUUGGAGCUGAGCUUCAAACAUUUACAGCCGUGUUUUCAAGUACUGUUGUCGCAACGUAAAAUACUGCUGCCUUUGGAUCUGUCGUGCUCAAGUUUCGAAAAGCUGUUGCUACUAGCGCCUAAUUGCUGUCGAUUGCCCGAUAGCGAUGUCGGAGUCGACGGUAGUUUCAUCCAGUGGAAUCAUUUCAAACAUAGUCAAAGUUUGUAUGGGAAGUACUAUGCUUACCUUUGCGAUGCUAGAAAUAAAAUUGGGCAAUGUCAGAGAGCUUGUUCCAGUUGGAGUAACUCCUAUAACGGAGACGAAGAUAUUUCUUGUAACAGUGAAGAAAAAUCGGACAGUUUGAUAUCUUUGGAAAGAAGUAGCGGCUACGAGAGUUUCAAUAUGAAUUUAGACGAUAUAAAAGAAGAGAGUGAAUGGCUUGUUUCGACAAGUAAAGGGAGAAGAUCAAAUGCAAUUCUUGUACUCGAUGAUAUGCAUCUAGAAACGCCUCCGUGUGCUGGGCCAUUUUUAACUAUUUUGAUGGAGAAAUUAAGGAAUUUUUUAUCCAAUUCUAUAUACGUUAACUUGCACUUAACCGGCAUCAUAUCAAGACUGGCUGCAUACCCACAACCCUUGUUACGAGCUUAUUUACUUGAGGAUAACAUGACGUUGCCGCCCAAUGUGCCGUCCAUUUUCGAGAUAUUAAAUUUAUUAAAACAUCAAGUAGAUGAGGCCAUGAACCGCUAUUCCGAUAAAGUUGGUUUAAUAAGAUACGCGCAAGACAUUUUAGUGGACAGAGAAGUAAUGCUGGUGAACCUGCGCCGAUACCAUACUGAAAAAUCUUCGGCACAAAAACCGGCGGAAUCUAACGAACCGUUUCAACGAAAUGGACCUAAGAGAAGAAGUCUGAACAUUCCAUCCAUAACAAGUAUGUUCGGCAGAAGACCGAGCCAGGUAGAAACCAGCAUGCCUUUAGUAUCAUCACCUGAAGAGUUACAAUUUAAUCUAAUAUACCCGAAAUUUAACGAAGGCCAACAUGUAGCCUUAUGCGCCGUAUUGUUAGACGAGUGGGUUAAAGAAUUGGCUGCCUUGGCUCAAGAACACACAGUCGCCCAACUUGCCACCUCAUUGAGUUAAUUUAAUCUUCUUUUUAGCAAUUUUUUACAAGAAAUCGCCUCAGGAAGGUCCAGAUUAAAAAUUAAUCUGUGAGUUUUGAUAUAAAGCCGCUAUCGGAUUUUGAAAAAUUAGGCCAGACACUUUGGAGGUAUUUACAUAUCAAUAUUACCUAAAUUUUUUAACAGUGUUAUUGUGGGGUCGUAUUUAAUUAUUUCACUUAGUUUCGGUGCUAAACUUGAAGGAGUGAAUCUGGUAUAUCUAUUAUUGUUUGGCCACAUAUUUGCAUAACACCCUGUAUAAAAUAUAUAUCCUAGCAUCUUCAAGUCCUGAAUAAUUUUGUGUGGCUUUACAAAUUCAGCCUCUUUUUUAAUUUCCUAAAUCCCAGACAGGUAUUUGUUUGAAAAUGAAUGUAUCAAUGGAAAAUAUUUGGUAAUAAUAAAUUCUAGGAUAGUUGCGGGAAUCUUUGGCGCUUUUUAAAACAAUUUAUAUGUACAUAUUUUUUUUAUAUGAUCUACGCUUAAAAUUGCGCAAAUUAGUGUGUAAGGAUUGUGAUUUUCUUCAUUAACUUUGCGUGUAUAUAUUAACCCUUUUUUUAGAAGGAAAAUGAACUUUUAGAACUCUGCCACUGAAUGUGUGGGUCCAAAAUUUGAUUAGUCCCAUUAUUUAAUACAGUUUUAAUUAAAAUGUUUUACCGUUUUUUGUAAUAGAGUGACUUUGAGUGAUUUUAUUUAUUUACUAUUUAUAGGUUUUUGUUAUCCCAGUGCAGAAGAUUUUCACUAAAAAAUAAUUUGUUAUUUUUCGUUAAUGAGUCCAGCUUGUAACCUUUUGGUCUUGUGAUACAACAAUAACGAGUGAGUAAGGGCAGUAGCAAUAUUUUCUUUAUUUAGGCAAUACGACCAAAACAAAUUGUGAUUAUUGUAUGUGAGUCACGAGAAAUCAUGCAAUUGUUUCACACUGCAUUUGGGAAUACAUCAUAUUGUUAAAAAGCAAACGUUUUAAAUAUAUAUUUUAACAAAA